Messenger RNA from Adineta steineri, 1167 nucleotides. The record is from the annotation of a GenBank genome assembly. NCBI's taxonomy places the organism in Eukaryota, Metazoa, Rotifera, Eurotatoria, Adinetida, Adinetidae.
AUGGAUCGUUUUGAAGUAGAGCCUGAACAAAUUAACGUGAAUUUAGGACAACCAUCAGCUAAUCAAUCAGGAUUAUUACAGAAAUAUUGUCAAAACAGAAAAUUAAUGUGGAUCAUUAUUUCCAGUAUUAUUGUUGUCGUUCUUGUUUUGAUUAUAAUUAUUCCAAUAGUUAUUAUUAAAACAAAACCAUCAACAACAACAAUGGUGACAACAGAAGUAACAACAAAAGAAAUUACGACAGAAGAACAAAUUAAAUCAAAAUAUAAACAGUGGAAACAAAAUGGAAUCACAAUUGCUGGAGGAAAUCAAUAUGGAAAUGGAUUAAACCAGCUCAAUGAGCCUCACGGCAUCUUAAUUGAUGACAAUGCUAUUAUUAUUACAGAUCAUCAGAGAGAGCGCAUUCUUGAAUGGAAACUUAAUGCGAAGGCUGGCGAAAUUAUUGCAGGUGGAAAUGAACGUGGAAGUGAAGUUUAUCAACUGAAUCGUCCUGUAGAUGUAAUUCUGGACAAACAAAAUGAUUCCUUGAUCAUUUGCGAUUGGGAUAAUAAAAGAGUAAUGCGAUGGUUUCGUAAGAAUCAUACAGAUCCACAAAUUUUCAUUGCUAACAUCAGGUGUUAUGGUUUGGCAAUGAAUAAUAAUGGAUCAAUUUAUUUUACUGAUUGGGAGAAAAAUACAGUGACACGGUGGAAAGAAGGAGAAAUAAAUGGAACUGUAGUUGCAGGUGGAAAUGGCAAAGGAGAUGGGCUCAAUCAAUUAAAUUAUCCUACUUAUAUUUUUGUCGAUAAAGAUCAUUCUCUUUAUAUUUCGGAUUUUUUCAAUCAUCGCGUGGUGAAUUGGAGAAAUGGUGCGAAAGAAGGGGUUCUGGUGGCUGGCGGAAAUGAUCGAGGAAAUAGUCUCAUUCAGCUGUCGUAUCCUCAAGGAGUAUUUGUUGAUGAUUUGGGUCUCAUCUAUGUCGUAGACAAAGGAAAUCACCGUAUAAUGCGUUGGUGUGAAGGAGAUAAACAAGGUUCAAUCGUUGUAGGUGGAAAUGACCAAGGACAAGGAUCCGAUCAACUGGAUGCCCCCGUAGAUUUAUCAUUUGAUGCUGAAGGAAAUCUAUAUAUUAGCGAUUCUAAUAAUGAUCGAAUUCAAAAAUUUGAACUCUGCUUUAAUAAAACAAUCUGCUAA